AUGGAUUCCUCUCAGGACCCAGUGGCCACCCGUCGGGGAUCGGUCUCUGUGACAACUACGGACAACACCGUUGGGGCUACUGGUACUCAAAAUGUUCCCCAGGUAUCCUCAGAGCCUACAAGCUUCGAAUCCCCGGAAACUCCCACCUCAGAGUCACAUUCCCAGGUGUCAACCCUGCCACCCACGAUCACCACCACGCCCGUCGAGCCUGUCGAGCCCUCAGAACCCAUAGAGCAUGCAUACUGGGCCGAAUUCGAGGAGGAUACCAGCACCCCAAAUGCCGAUGAGCUGAAGGAUAUUGAAGGGACCGAUGGUGAUUACAGCGCGUGCGAUCACCCCUACUGGGAAAGUAACUUUUUCCGGGACUUGGAUGAUCCCGAAUACGUCCCUAUGGAGAAGGCACGCCUCACUUGGAAGGUCAAGGGCAUCCGGGGCACCCCCGAGGCACCCAAUCGAGCCAAGAUCAUGCGCUCCCCAGCGGCAUACAUUGGCGGUUAUUGGUGGCGGAUCAAAUUCUAUCCACGCGGGAACAAUGUUGGCUCUCUGAGUGUUUACAUUGAAUGCUCGCCCACGAUGCCUGAUCCGGACGAAGAGCUUCCCGACACUGAAUUUUCUGUCCGCCGGGGGCCUUCCGAGGCCAAACUCAACGACAUCACCCCAGAUGUGGAUGUGAAAAUUCCAAAAACCAAUGAUGCGGCGACGUGGCUCGAAGAAUACAAGUCCCGCUAUGCUACCGCCCCAGUGGCACCCCAGAUUGCACUAGAGACAAGCUCUGACCCGUGGCGAGUCGCAGCGCAGAUUGGAGUCAUUGUGUACAAUCCAGAGGAGCCUCGGACCGGGUGGAUGCAGUCCUCCUGUCAUCAAUUCAACCCUCACAACUUGGACUGGGGAUGGACUUAUUUCCAUGGUCCCUGGGAUCAGAUUCAUCAGCGGCGGCGGGGCCAGCACCGGGCCUUGUUGAACAAUGACACACUUGCAUUCGACGCUUAUGUCCGAGUGAUUGAUGACCCAACUCGCUCCCUGUGGUGGCAUCCCAGUGAUUCAGAACCCACGUGGGACAGCCUUGCCUUGACAGGCUAUCGUCCUUUGGGCGACUCCGUCAUCAACCACAGCGCAGAGGUCGCCGGAUUGGCGUCCUGGCUGCACAUUGCCCCUUUCUGCAAGAUCAUACAGAACGUCGAUGUCUUAGAGCACCUCACGAACUGUGACGUGAAACCAAAGCCGUUGUGUGAUGCACUCCAGAAGUUGCUCUGGCAGUUACGGUGUCGCACGCAGUCGCUGAAGUAUGUCGACACCGACGCGGUGACCAUGACCCUGCGCAACCUUCGCGAAUUUUCAGGUGACGUUUCUGAAUUUUGGGAACGCCUGCGUCGAAAUUUGGAGCUCGAAUUGGCUGGCACGGAUGCGGGCACGGAGCUGGCCAAGCUAUUCGACAGUCCCUCGCCGCGUUCCCUCGCAGCGGCUGGUGAUGCUGAAAAGGUGAAUACUCUGCCAACAGACUUCAACUCCCGCAUUUGUGUUUCCGCCGAGCAUUAUCAGUCAACUGGACAAGCUAUGAAAGAAUAUCUCGAUGCCCAGCCCGGUCGGUGGUCUCUUCCCCCAUCCUGCACAUUGAGCUUGGCCGUCAUGUUCUGGACAAGGGUUGACCUGGAUGAGGAAUUGGACUUGGCACCCUGGGUGAUCGAUGGACAGGGCAGCAAGUAUGUUCUCUACGGCUAUGUGGUUCACCGUGGCCGUCGCACCUCUGGCAAGUUCUUCAGCAUUCUACGUCCAGCUGGCCCGGGAUCCAAGUGGCUGGCCUUCGAUGACGGAAGUGACAACCGCGUGGAAUGUCUCACUCAGAAGACCGCUAUGGGUCCUCAUCUAGGAAUCAAACCCUCUGAGACCGUGGAUCACAAAAAGGGCCACGAUGUACCCGUUGUGGUCAUGUAUGUUCGCAAUGAUAUGGUUUCAGAGCUACUUCCCGGUCCUCAAGGACCGUGGGAGGUCCCGGAAACGUUGAAGCAGUAUUACGAAACUGGCUUGUACCAGCCCAACAAUCGAAAGACCGAAAAGAACGAUGUGCAGGUCGAAAUUUAUUCAGCAACUGAUUACAAUAGACUGGGCAGUCUUUUCGAUACCUACGAUCUCAUGUCACAUGCCAAAGCUGCCAACAAUGUCUUGUAUAUAACCUUGCCUCGUUCAUCUCGUAUUGCUGAACUUCGCAAGAAGAUUUCCAUGUGGAAGUCGGCCGGAGAUGAGGUGGUUGGGCCCGAACGGGUUCGUCUUUGGCAUAUCGGACAUACUCGUGCCCAGUGUGGGUCUGCGCUGGCAUUUGAUCUGAUCACCGAUCUAAAUGUCCCCUUGGAUCCGUCUGGUAGCACGAUGCGGUUCUGGAUGGAGACAAUCUCAGGAGAUGAUGCCAAGUUCUUCGCCAUCCCUGACCCCCCGUCGCCAACCACCACCGAGGACAAGCCUGAAGAGUCCAUUGUUGAACGAUCAGGCUCGGAAACUCCAGAACCUUCGCCACCGGUGGCUGAUGGAGAUGCUGUUGCUAGCUCCUCUGUGAAUGUUACUUCUGGUGUCAUUCCUGGGCUCGUCGAUGGGCCUAACUCCAGCAGUGAAGACCCAGCUUUGGCGACUUCGGCACCAGAAGCCGAUGUUGUGCCCGUAGAAACCGGAGGACAACAUAACCAGGCUACUGAGAUAGUCAACUCUGGCACGGCCGAGACAAGUUCUUCUAAUCAACAGAGCACUUCGCCUUCUUCUAACCAACUGGAACCUAAUGCGUCAGGCUCUGCAGUUGGAGGUUCUGUCGAACCUCAAGUCACUCUGCCCGUCGGCCAUGUGUACUAUUUUAUUCAGGUCUUUGACGCAGAUGACCAAGUCCUUCGAACUGUUGGCUCGUUCUUUUCCAAGCUGGAAGCGAAUGUCAAAGCUUCAAUUCGAAAGCACCUCCAGUGGCCUAUUCGGCGGGACUUCCUUAUGUGGAAGCGGGUGGAUGCCACCACGGUGACCACUGUUUCCCCAGCGGAAAAUUUCAUGAAUGUUGUCGUUCCGCAUGGAUCUUGCAUCAUUGUUGGAGACAAGCUGAGCAAAGAUAAACGAUCCAGCCUCGGUGCUUCCGGUCUUUUCUCCAGCCCAGAUCGCCUGGUGCAGUAUCUGUGGGCCGAGUCGCGUCAACACCCCAUCCAAGGGUUCACUGGCACCAAGACUGCCGAAGCCACUUUCACCAGCGACUUCUACAGCGGCCAGUUCCUGAAAGGCUACUACCACGGAAAGGGUAAACAUUACACUGGCACAGGCGCUGUCUACGAAGGAGAUUUUGUCUUCGGACGACGCCAGGGCCAAGGCAAGAUGGAAUAUCCGACCGGCGACACCUACGACGGCGAUUGGGUCGAGGAUGUUCGACACGGACAAGGAACAUACAUCGAGAAGAAGACCGGCAACAAGUACGUUGGUGGCUACAAAGACGGCAAGCGGCACGGCAAGGGUAUCAGCUACUGGGAAGUCGCAGACGAGGAAAUGGAUUUGUGCCAGAUCUGCUACUCAGAAGAGCAGGAUGCGGUCUUCUGCGACUGUGGCCACGUCUGCUCGUGCGUCACUUGCGCUAAGCAGGUGGAUCUGUGCCCGAUCUGUCGCAAGACCAUCAAGAGCGUGAUCAAGAUUUACAGAACUUAG
This is a messenger RNA of Penicillium macrosclerotiorum, 3660 nucleotides long. Its product is annotated as putative MATH and UCH domain protein. Lineage: Eukaryota; Fungi; Ascomycota; Eurotiomycetes; Eurotiales; Aspergillaceae. Gene Ontology annotation, molecular function: cysteine-type deubiquitinase activity; protein binding. Gene Ontology annotation, biological process: protein deubiquitination. The transcript has 5 exons. Gene Ontology annotation, cellular component: cytosol. The coding region runs from base 1 to 3660 and encodes 1219 amino acids. The record is from RefSeq and is a predicted model, not a curated record.